AAUACGUUCAUGACAGAAUGAUUAUAUUCUUGAUUUUGUGCUUUUCGUUUUCAAAUUCAUUUUUGUUGGAUACAACAACUCCGUCGAAAGCCAGUUCCCAUUACAAUGAUAUAACAGAUAUGUUGACCGAGGAAAGAAAAUACCGCACUCAACUAGAGCAAUACUUAGCUGGUCAACUGCAACGAGAAAUACAAGAAAUGAAAAACGAAACGGAGAACUGGAAAUCAAAGUCGUCAGACAUCCAAAUGGAAAAUGCAAAACUUCAGAAAAGACUAACAAACUUGGAAAAGAAAACUAGCUCCAAAGAUCGAUUACUUUAUCUUGAAACAGAGUUAAAUAAUUCUAGAAGUGAAUCCGAAUCAGACAUGCGGGAUAUUAAGAUGCGAAUAGACAAUGCGUUUCAUAGUUUUGGUUUGGUGCAAGCCAGUAUGAAAGCAAAUAUAUCUCAGAUACAACAGGGUCUGAACCAAGAAGCUGUUGCUGUACAGGCAUGUGGUGGAUACAACUAUAACAAUCGCCGAAUUAUAUUCCAUGGAAUAAAGAACUCGUAUGGCAUUCACAACUUGUCAGAUUUGGUGAACAAUACCGGGACAUUUCACUGUGAAAAGGCAGGACAUUAUUUGGUAAUAAUAUCUUUAACUUUAACAGUCACAGAAGCACGAUUUAGCAUAGUAAAGAACAACUCAACGGUGUUAUCGGAAGUCCAAAUAGUACCAAAACAUAAUUAUGUUCGUUCUAUGAUCCACACGGGGACAACGUCAGCUCUGGUAUGACUAAACGUAGGUGAUACCAUCGCUGUCCGACAGUCUGCAAAUGUCAGAGAUAUUUAUGGAGAUUCAACCUGUUUGUCAAUUGUGAAACUGAAGUGAAUGCAAUUUUCCAUUAUAGAAAACAUUUUUUCUUUUGAAGUUGAAAUGCUGAUUCCCCAUCCCCCAUACUUAUGCACUUGUAAUUGAAAGUAUAUUUUGUGAAUCAACAUGCAGUGAUAUCUUUUCCCGACAAGACAUUUUUUCUUAUU
Molecule: messenger RNA, 1018 nt
Organism: Mytilus trossulus (common blue mussel)
Lineage: Eukaryota; Metazoa; Mollusca; Bivalvia; Mytilida; Mytilidae
Exons: 2
Coding region: 18-773 (251 amino acids)
Source: RefSeq, a predicted model, not a curated record